Molecule: messenger RNA, 384 nt
Organism: Colletotrichum spaethianum
Lineage: Eukaryota; Fungi; Ascomycota; Sordariomycetes; Glomerellales; Glomerellaceae
Exons: 2
Coding region: 1-384 (127 amino acids)
Source: RefSeq, a predicted model, not a curated record
AUGAAGGUUUCUGCUAUUGCCGUCAUCGCCACCGCCGUGGUCGGCGUCACCGCCGUCCCACUCGAGUCUGGUCCCAUGGCCAGCCUCCAGGCCCGCGCCGCGGACGCCAUCGGCGGCGUUGUCCACUACAUCCGCAGCGAACAGGCCGGCACACCCGUCGUGCCGGAGAUCAAGCGCUCGCCGAUCCGGUUCCACAGCGGCCUGGACCACGAGAACGCCAUCAAGCGGCGCAAGAACGGCGACGGCAACAAGAACGACCCGCCGCCGCCGCUGAACCCCUUCGUCACGGGGUCCCAGAAAGAGAAGCGCUCGCCGGACCUGACGAGGAGGAACCCGGCCGAGACGUCCGUGCCGCCCCUAGCGCCCUUUUCUACGGGCGAGUAG